Messenger RNA from Nymphaea colorata (pocket water lily), 1100 nucleotides. RefSeq names its product dirigent protein 22-like. The transcript has a single exon. The record is from RefSeq and is a predicted model, not a curated record. Bases 239 to 811 code for a protein of 190 amino acids. Lineage: Eukaryota; Viridiplantae; Streptophyta; Magnoliopsida; Nymphaeales; Nymphaeaceae.
CUUUUAUUAUAUUUGCUUGAGAAAGCGUCUGAUUGCCAAAGCAGAGCUACCAGCGUAGUGCUCAAGUUUCAGGCUGUCUCCUUCCAUCUGCACAGUUUCUGCAGCUGGACAAAGGCAGAUGCCCACAGCCUCGGUUCCCCUUUCGAGCAAUUAACCAUUCAAAAGAGUUUGCGGAAGCAGUUGCUUCAGGGAAAGAAGAAGAAGAAGAAGAAGAAGAAGAAGAAGAAGAAAGAAGCAGAUGGGGAGGUUGUCGUUCCCUUCACAAGCAUUCACACUAACUGUUUUCUUGCUGCUGCUAGAAUCCCCCAUCUCCUGCGCUAGGACACCCCGGCAUUAUUCGGAGAGCAAGCAGCUGCGCCUAACCCCAGAAAGGGUAACGCGCCUCCACUUCUUCUUCCACGACACGGUCAGCGGGAGGAACCCGACGGCCGUCCAGAUCGCCAGCGCGCCCUCCACGGCCAAGUCCCUGACGAGGUUCGGCUUUCUCACGAUGAUGGACGAUCCUCUGACGGAAGGGCUCAAGCCUACCUCCAAGGUGAUUGGAAGAGCCCAAGGAAUGUACGGAUCGGCGGACCAGGCGGAGCUGGGUCUACUGAUGACCCUCACCUACAGCUUCACCGAUGGGGAGUUCAAGGGGAGUACGCUGAGCGUGCUGGGAAGGAACCCUGUGUUCCAUCCAGUGAGGGAGAUGGCGGUGGUCGGAGGAACAGGGGCGUUCAGGUUUGCCCGAGGGUACGCCCUCGCCAGGACGCGUUGGUUAAGUCCCGUUGGGGACGUAAUUGUCGAGUACAACGUCACCGUCGUCCACUGAUCAGAAGUCAUCAUGUCUUUGUUACUACUGAGUUUGAUUGCAGCUUGCAGGCUUCCCUUUUCCUUUCUUCUUGCAGGAUCAUCCAGUCCGUGCCUUGUUUACGAGAAGUUCGUUUAAAAAAAUGUUGGUUUAUAUCUUUCGAUGUUUUUGAGUAGAUGUAAUCCUCACUCCAGCUUAAAACCAGUGCCUUCUUCACGAGCUGUUCUUUUUUAUCUUAGUCUGAUGUAUGCAGUCUCAAUAUUUUGCAGUAGAUGAAGUUCUCACUGUGGUGCUCUGUGUUGCUUUCUCA